AAUAUUGUAACACUAAUUUCACUAUUUUUGUUGUUUUUUUUAUACAGAACGAACAACUGUUCAACGUUUUCUGUAUAAUCUUGUUCUAAGGAUGUGCAAACUUUUGCACACAACUGCAGCCAAUGCAUGAAUAAGACAUUUUUUCUGUCUCAUCUUUAAAUGCCAUGUUUGAUGUUUUUCUUCUCUUCCUGAUUGACAUUUUUUUCUGUUUUCACGUUGUAUACGCACGGCCCCUGAUACUAUCUAUUUCUGAACAUUCCACAAUCCGUGAGGAAUUCCAAACAUGUGAGCAAAUCAAAAUCUCAUUUAGUGAGUCUGAUCUCAGGCAGACAGCUGGGACGAGGAGGAGGAGGAGGAGGAAGAGAGAAGUGAGUCACUGUGAACCCGAGGGAUUGGGGAAAAUGAAUAAGAGGUUGUUUAUGCCAGCUCUGUGAGAUGCUCUUACUCAAUAGCAUCCAUUGUGUUUCAAUAAAACCCCAACCCAGGCCGAGCGUGAACAGUGAGAGUGUCCGAGAGGAGAGCAGCUCUGUGGAGGAGGGAGAGAGCUGGAGCACUUAUAAAACUUUUAUAAAACUCAACCAUGCACAUUUUAUCACUAGUUUAAUGGACUUUUCCCGAGAGGACAUGUAUCUACAAAUAAAUCCUUUUAGCAAGAACUGAUUCUCCAGAGCUGACUCACAAUGACUGUUUACAUUGACAUUUUGUCUUUUUUUUUAAAUCAGGAAAGAACUAUUCUAGUAGAAAUAUUAAUUUAUUUCUCCUAGUCAUACUGUACAUAAGUGGGCGCACGGUGGCUUAGUGGUUCGCACGUUCACCUCACACCUCCAGGGUUCGAGUCCCACCGUGGCCCUGUGUGUGCGGAGUUUGCAUGUUCUCCCCGUGCUGGGGGGUUUCCUCCGGGUACUCCGGUUUCCUCCCCCAGUCCAAAGACAUGCAUGGUAGGCUGAUUGGCGUGUCUAAAGUGUCCGUAGUAUAUGAAUGGGUGUGUGAGUGUGUAUGUGAUUGUGUGCCCUGCGAUGGAUGGGCACCCUGUCCAGGGUGUACCCCGCCUCGUGCCCGAUGCUCCCUGGGAUAGGCUCCAGGUUCCCUGUGACCCUGAAAAGGAGUAAGCUGUAGAAGAUGGAUGGAUGGAUACUGAACAUAAGUCCUACACUUAAAUGCCUCUUUAAGAGCAACUGAAGGAAUGAAUGAAAUUAAAUUAAUACCCAUUUAGGUUAUUAGGUUUCAUUAUCAUAAAUGGCUAAAUGGUGUGACUUAAGAUCAUAAAAAAAAAAGAAAAAAAUGAAAUAAAGAUUAUUUUAGUUUGAAAGAGCAUCUGAAUGAGAUUUUAAGUAAGGCGUGAAACACUUUUGCUGCAUCCCAAGUCGUCUACUUAUACUAUGCACUAAAAGUAUGUACUCUUUUUUUUUUUUCAUGAAGAUGAAGUACAUACAUUUACAUGUCCCAGUACUAGCAAAAGAGUAUGCUAGUACUGGGACAUACUAACGUGUCAUGUAAUGGAAGAGAACGUUGUUGCCUAGUUACCCACACCGUCACUGUAAACAAACUCCUCGUAGCAUUUCAGCUUUUCUUCAUUCUUUAGUCCUUUAUAUAAUUUCAUUUACCAUUCCCUUCAUUUAUUUUUCCACAUUUCAUUUACACCUCUCUAAAAUUCGGCAAAGUGAACCGUCACAAAAACUCCUCCUCCAUCGCACAAGGUUGUGGGCAAUAGUGUGUCCAUGGAUCCACAAAAUCUCCUGGAAAUAAUAGACCAUCUGGGUACCUUUUGGGAUACUCAUUUCAACAUACUACAAUUUGUUUAGUUUUUUAAAAUGUUAUUUUAAUUUAAAGUUACAGCUUUAACUCGACUGUUACAAAGUGCUGACACUGGAAAAGCUGAAGCAGGGAUACGUCAUCAAGACACGUUUGAAAACAGAGAUCAUUUACACAGCUAUCCCACUGUGCAUGUUUCCUAAUCCAGCAUGUAUCUAAAUCACGAACAUCAUCAACAUUCUGGUUUUAGUCAUCGUUCGGAGAAAACGCACACCUUUGCUACAUCACGUUCAGAGGCUCUUCUUAUUGGCUGCGCUUUGAAAACGAGUAAACUUGGUCAAAGUUGAACUUUAGUGCACUUUGAGCACAGCACCAAGGAUUUAUGGCUUUAUCCAUGAGGAAACAAUGGCUUCUUGCAGCGUUUAUUAUUACAUGGAGCGUCCGCCGUUCAAUUCCCUGAGUAUGAGCUGUUACUGUAGAAACAAUAAUGUACUGUAAUGUGCAUUAAUAACUCGUAUACCGUUUUAGAGCCAUCUCUAACCUCUUUCAUAUCCUAUGAGCUGCUUUGCUUCAGUUAUAUUAGGCACACUCCUUUAGCCCUGACCUCUGAUAUCAUCAUACACAUCAGUCACUCAUGCAGUACAUACAUUAUACUGUAUACUGUAAAUGCAAAGAUUUUGUCUCAAUUUUUUUAUAUAUAUUUUAUAUAGGUAUAUAUAGAUUAUCAAGUUGCUCAUCUGAAUUUCUGCCUCUGAGUAAUGGCACAUGGAUUGUUUCACAGUUCUGUGUCUAAAUCUGUCUGUCUUAGAAAAUGAGAUGAAUAAGAUUGAAUGUUUUAAUAACAAUAUGGAAUUACACAAUUAAACUUUUGCUAUGUAUCAUUUCUCUUCAGAAUUUCCUAGAAUUAAAUCUUAAUCUCUUUUCUCGUAAGUAGUUUUAGGAGAUAUAACGGAGAACAGCCUGUGCUGCUUAAUUCAUCGUAAUAUUGUUUAUUUCUUCAGAACAAGUUACAAAGCAAAAGUUUUCCUGUGGGAGUACAAUCUAUUGUUAGUACCAAAACACUUCAAAUGUUUUGAUCUCAUCAACCUGGUGCUGGUUUGGAAAUACUCAGUGCUGCAUCUUUUUUUUCCAUCCUCCCUACUUCAGUUUUAGCCAGAAGUCCUUUUGAAGGAGCCUCCGUCUGAACUGAAAACACGUACACACUUCUUCUAGACAUUAAAGCCGUGAAGUACGAUGCAAGGCUCCUGCCUGUCCGCAGGGGCCGCUCACUCUCUGGGUUAGGGAGGAAACGUUUGCCCCAUGGGGCAUAGGUUAGCACGCGGUACACGAAGAGAGAGUGUCCGGUGUCCAUCAGAUUACCUUACAGCACACAACAGAUACCCUUUACCUGAUUGGCCACUGGGGAGCUCAGUGGGCAGAACAAGACACCCUAUUUGCUUGUUUUAUUUUGUUCCAGUUCAUUGCAGGAGUACUACAGGUGAAGGACCUGUCACUGCGAUCUGUCAUGUUUUUGUCGUUUUUUUUGAUUUAUUAAUACGGAUGAGAUGUGAAGCAGGAUGAGAAGGGAGCAUUAUGGCAGUUCGGUUUGUGCUGCAGAGCUCAGGAAUGGAGGAGACUGUGUGGGAGCAGUACACUGUGACUCUACAGCGGGACUCCAAGAUGGGGUUUGGAAUUGCUGUGUCUGGUGGCAGAGACAAUCCCAACGUAGACAGCGGUGAGACAUCCAUCAUCGUGUCUGAUGUCCUGCAGGGAGGCCCAGCUGAUGGCUUACUGUAUGAGAAUGACCGGGUUAUACAGGUCAACAGCAUUCCCAUGGAGAACGUGUCUCAUUCCUUUGCUGUACAGCAACUCCGAAAAUGUGGGAAAGUGGCUAAAAUAACUGUGAAAAGACCUCGCAAAGUUGCCGUCCUCAAGCGUCCUCCUUCCCCAGACAGGGACAGCCGGGACUACAACCUGUCCAGCUACUACCCUGAAGAUAACCGCAGCACACACAGUGACCCAGAUUCGGAUUACCCCAGGGGCAACGGUGGACUGGGCUACCCGCGUGGACCAGAGCGGCACCGUGGCACCUUGGAGCAGGAGUACCGCAGCCGGGGUCGCAGCACAGACAGAUCACCCAGCCCAGAUAGGAACUACCGCAGGGAUGGGAGCCGGGGACGGAGCCUGGACCGCAGUGUCAGCCCUGAGCCACGCUACCAUGGGCAGCAGAGCCGUGGCCACGGGGCUGGUUACGGAGGCGGGGGCAGUCCAGCGCCAGGCUACGACUCGAAGAGAUAUGAGCCGGACAGGAUGAUGAGGAGUUACAGCAGAGAUCAGUUGCAGAAGGACUCACCUUCACCUAGUAGGGGGCGUGAGAGAGAUCAAGGUUACCAGGAGCCGCUGGAGCCACCGGUCAAUGUCCUGCUUGUGAAAAACAGGCCCAAUGAGGAGUAUGGUCUUCGGUUGGGCAGCCAGAUUUUCAUCAAGGAGAUGACCAGCACAGGACUGGCUGCCAGAGACGGGAACCUGCAAGAGGGUGACAUCAUUCUCAAGAUUAACGGGACGGUGACGGAGAACCUUUCUUUGAGUGAUGCGGGGAAGCUGAUCGAGAAGUCUCGAGGGAAACUUCAGCUGGUGGUGCAGAGGGACCACAGGCAGAUCCUGGUCCGCAUCCCGGCCCUGGCAGACAGCGACUCCGAGCCUGACGAUGUCUCUGAAAUGGAAUCGUACAGAUCAUAUUCACCACAAGAUGACCAAAGGUCGCGGCAGUCCGACAUUUCCUCCCAUUCCUCCAACGAGCUGCCACGAGAGAGUACCAGAGAAGAGCCCCAGAACAGGCUGGCCAAGACACCAUUGUCUCCUUACAAGGUCGGAGAAGAGCCACCUGCAGUGCAGAUAGAACAUGAAGAUCCACCAGAGGAGCCUCCAGCACCAAUCAGAAAAACACCCAAAAUUCUGCUGCGACCAAGCCCUGAGGAUGAGGAGAUGUAUGGGCCAAAUACUAUGAUGGUGAGCUUCCAGAAAGGGGAGAGCGUUGGCUUGCGGCUCGCAGGAGGGAACGAUGUGGGCAUCUUCAUCGCCGGUGUUCAGGAGGGCAGCCCUGCAGAGGAGGAGGGCCUUCGUGUUGGGGACCAGAUCAUGAAGGUGAAUAAUGUAGACUUUCGAGGAAUCGUACGUGAGGAGGCAGUGCUCUUCCUGUUGGAGCUCCCCAGAGGAGACAUCAUCACUAUAUUGGCACAGAGUAAAGCUGACAUUUACAAAGACAUCCUCGUGUCUGGACGAGGAGACUCCUUCUUUAUACGGACUCACUUUGACUAUGAGAAGGAACAGCCGCAGUGCCUGGCUUUUUCUCGAGGGGACAUCUUCAAAGUGGUGGACACACUGUAUGACGGCAAGCUGGGAAACUGGCUGGCUAUCCGUAUGGGCAAAGACAACCAGCUGCUGGAGAAGGGCAUCAUUCCCAACAAGAGCAGAGCUGAGCAGAUGACUAAUGUCCAGCACACUCCUAAAACUUCCACCAGUGACAGAGCUGACUUCUGGAGGCUCCGUGGCCAGAGAGCAGCUAAGAAGAAGGACUUGCGCAAGACCCGAGAAGAUAUGAGCCUCGUCUCCACACGCUUCCCUGCCUACGAACGGGUGGUGCUCAGAGAGGCUGGGUUCAGGAGGCCCGUGGUUCUGUUCGGUCCUAUAGCCGACGCUGCCAGUGAAAAACUGGCCACCGAGCUGCCAGAGGAGUUCGUCGUUGCCAAAACAGAACCUAAAGAUGCAGGGUCAGAGAAGUCUAGCGGAGUGGUGCGUCUCAACACCAUCCGACAGAUCAUUGAACAGGAUAAACAUGCUCUGCUGGACGUGACCCCCAAGGCCGUGGACACACUAAACUACACGCAGUGGUACCCCAUCGUCAUCUUCUUUAAUCCAGACAGUAAGCAUGGGGUGAAGACCAUAAGGCAGAGGAUCAUCCCUAACUCAAGCCGCAGUGCCCGCAAACUCUAUGACCAGGCCAUCAAGCUCAGGAAAUCCUGCUCACACCUCUUCACCGUUGUUAUUGAUCUGAACGCAGCCAAUGAUGCAUGGUACGGCAGUGUGAAAGACUGCAUUCGGCAGCAGCAGACCCAGGCAGUGUGGGUCUCAGAGGGGAAGCUGGACGGGACAGCUGAGGGAGACCUUGAUCUCCACGAUGACCGCAUGUCGUAUCUUUCGGCAAUGAGCGCCGACUAUCUGAGCAUGGACAGCCGUGUGACCAGCGACUACGAUGACACGGCUGACGAGGGAGGAGCCUAUACGGAUAAUGAGCCUGAAGAAACGCUGGAGCGUCAGAGAGUAUCAGCCAUCAGCAGAUCCUCUGAGCCGGUCAUGCCAGAGGAGAUCCUCAGGAAGUCCAGCCCAGAGAUCCGCUUCAACUCCCGCGUAUGGGUAGUGAGCAGAGAAUCGCCGGUUGAAACCAGCCCUCCUGUAAUGUCCACCUUUCUCCCUGAGCCACCCAAGAUCCUCCGCUCAGCCAGCCCUGCAGUCAUCCAGGUGAAACCGUUGGCUCAAGGCGAGACCCCACACGGACACUUCACCCAACCACGAGAUCCAAAUGCCAGCAACCCUGCCAACAUCGAGCACCAUCACAUCCAAAACCCGCCCAGUAUCACCAAACCUCUUCCACCUCCCAUAGCACUGAAGCCCACUUCCGUGCCCCGAGCCACCAGAGGCCUGAUGGACAGCCCAAUCAAGGACCGGGAGCGUCCAGAGCGGAGCCCUGAGGACCCUUCCCAGAAAUCCUUUCUGGGCAAGGUGAAAGCCUUUGAGAAGAUGGACCAAUUCGCAAGAGCACAAAGGGUUCUGGAAAUACAGCAGGCCCAGGAUGCCAGGUUGGAGAUUGCUCAGAAGCACCCAGACAUCUACGCUGUCCCAAUAAAAUCCCCGAAACUGGACCACAGCAGACCACAGCCUAUUGGAUCCAGCGCGAGGCCGGAACCUCAGACUCCUCCCUCUAAAGUGCCCUACUCAGACAGUAUUUCAGCCUGCCCCAGCAAAGAUGACACGGUUGAGGAAGAGUACCGGCAGCGGUCAGCAGACCCGACCAAACACGGCUACUAUCAGAACAAACAAGAAUAUCAGGACACAGAGCUGUAGAGCUUGUCUGCUCGAGCUCCACAUACUGUUCCACCAUUCCACCACCAGGGCUUCCAACAGCUGCUCACGCCCAAGCCUUUCUGCUGAAUUCUUUUCCUGAUCUUUUUGUAUUUUUAUUUAUUUCAGAUUUAACUCCAUGUGAACACGAUGGCAUAUUUGUUACAAAUAUAUAUCUGUAUAUAUGCCAGUUCAUUUUUUCCUUUGUUUGGAAAGGAGGAGCCAUUUCUUUUUCUUGCCUAUGCAACCAGUUUGGGUUUUUUUUUCAGAGCUGCUGAAACUUCUUGCCAUGACUCUUUGUCUUUUGCUACAUGACAACCUUAAGCCUGGUGUGUGCUACAGGCCAGAUUUUUUUGUUGUUGUUGUUAGUUUAUUUUGUGAGCCCAAUGAAGCAAAAUGUCUGCAGAAUGGUCUGAAAAGGCCACUCUUUGGAGUGUAUACACUUCUCAGCCUUUGCAUUCCGUCACUUCUGAUCACUUGAGUGUACGAUUAUAUAAUACAAUACACUGGAGUUUGUUACAAUGUUUUGAAGUGCCUUUUUCUUUCUGACUAAUACAGAGGUGUGGGGACUUGACAAUCCAGACCGCUGGACAAUAAAUAUUAUUCUGCUGCUCACAAGCUUCAAGGGCAAACAGGGAAAAGACGACACCAAAACCCUUAAUACUGUAAUACUGUUCACCUGCCACCCCCGUCUUUUACUGUUCGCAACAGCCAGGAGUAAUGAAGUCUGUUCAGUCGUAUUUCCCACAGCCUGGCUCAGGUUUGUGUGUGCGCGCGUGUGUGUGUGUGUGUGUGUGUGUGAGAGAGAGAGAGAGAGAGAGAGAGGGAAAGAGUGUUUGUCUACUGUGUUUGCUAUACGUCGCUAUACAUUGUUUUUAUUCCUCACAGCAUUUCAUUUUCUUUCUAUACUUCAUUCUUUGUUGGUCUGCUGUACCUUCAUAUGUUGGUUGAUAAGUGCUUUUAUAAUUCAUGAACAAUGUUUUGAUGGCCUCCAGUUUGUGUACAUAUUAUACAGUAAAUGCGUGCACUGACUGGACUUUAACACCAAAUAAAACAAAUCUACUGAACUACA
This is a messenger RNA of Ictalurus furcatus (blue catfish), 7921 nucleotides long. Its product is annotated as tight junction protein ZO-2. Gene Ontology annotation, cellular component: bicellular tight junction; plasma membrane. Gene Ontology annotation, biological process: positive regulation of blood-brain barrier permeability; cell-cell junction organization; protein localization to cell-cell junction. Bases 3325 to 6852 code for a protein of 1175 amino acids. The transcript has 23 exons. Lineage: Eukaryota; Metazoa; Chordata; Actinopteri; Siluriformes; Ictaluridae. Gene Ontology annotation, molecular function: cell adhesion molecule binding. The record is from RefSeq and is a predicted model, not a curated record.